GCAAGACUAUGAACCUCUGUUCCAAAUGCUUUGCUGAUUUUCAAAAGAAACAACCAGACGAUGAUUCCGCUCCAAGUACAAGUAACAGCCAAUCAGAUUUGUUUUCCGAAGAGACCACCAGUGACAACAACAAUACCUCGAUAACCACGCCAACUCUUAGUCCCAGCCAGCAGCCGCUUCCGACAGAAUUGAAUGUAACUUCACCAAGUAAAGAGGAGUGUACAGAAGAAUUUCGGGGUAUAAGGAAGGAGGCAGCAGGAGCAGUGAUCAGUGGGCCAUGCACAGACACAGCUCAUGUCUCGUUAAUCACACCAACCAAAAGAUCCUGUGGUACAGGUUAUGUGUUCUGUAUGUUACAUCGCCUCCCCGAGCAGCAUGACUGUACGUUUGACCACAUGGGCCGCGGCCGAGAGGAAGCCAUCAUGAAAAUGGUGAAACUGGACCGGAAAGUGGGGCGCUCCUGCCAGCGCAUCGGGGAGGGGUGCUCCUGAAGGCCAGGCAUGGCCGCCACAUGACGCUGUUCUUAGUUCACUAAUGUUAGCCUUAUUUAGGACAAAGUCAGCCAGACACCUUGUACUGGGCACGCGUCAGACUACAGCCAGUCCGUUUCCUUUCUUUAGCCAGCCAUCCUGGUACUGUAGUUUAGGGGUUGAUGGUGGUUGAAAUUGAUUUCUGGCUGGUUACUAAGGUGCCUGCUAGCCAUUGUAUAAAAUUAAAACAUGAAGAAUAUUUUUUUUUGAGCAUGGCUAGUGGAUUUCAAACAACACAUACCUGUCACUGCUGGAGUCAUACUUAUAAAAAGCCUUAAGCGGAAAGUGUUCCAGAUGGAGACUCUGAGUUAAUAGAGGAGUAGAAGCUGGUGUUAAAGUUCCCAUGACGCACAUGGCUUUGCCAGAAACUCUGGUUAAUGUUCGGCCUUUCACCUCUUCACUUAUCCUUAGUCCCAGUAGCCAGGAUACCUGAUGGCCACGCGUGCCUUGGCCACAGGAGGCUGUUGAGAUUGGCCAUGUGGCUGGGCUGGGUGGUGGCUUCGCUCUCCCACAGCGCUGGAAUUGGGAGGGGGGGGGGCAGGUUCUUAGGAAAAUUUUUUACCUGACUUGCUAUGAAAAAACUCUCUCAUCACACGAGGAGAGAAACAAUAACCUCACUUUGAAAAUUAGCUCCACUCAAGACUAGUCCAUGUACGAGACCCAUCUUUUCUACACAGGACCCACGGUCAUGGGAAGCAACCUGACCCCACUGGCUCUGGUUUGCCAUUUGCCAAGUGCAGGGAUCUGGCAAUUGAUCAAAUAAGGCUAAUUACAGCACAGCAGCUGCGGCUAGGAUCUACAAACUGGCCUCUGCAGCUAGAUUUCUAUAUUGGGAGUUUUUAAAAAGACAUUUCAUAGCCGACGGGAAUCAGUAGAAGGGCUGGGGAGCAGGUGGGAAGCUGCCGCCUGCAGGCUCUGCCCCCUCCAGCGGCCGCCUGCCCGGCCCUCUCUGGGCCAAGAGGACAGUGCCACGGCCCAGCCCCUUGUGUCUGCGCAGCUCCGUAGUCCAGGGGACCACCUCUACCACAUAGCAAGUCUGGGAAGGCGAGGCGGCCUGCGUCCCAGGGGCAGCGGGGGGAUCUGUCUAGAACAGUGGUUUGUGGCCGUGGCCCAGCUCCGAGAAGGACCUUCGCUCUGGCAGUGGGGGUGGGAGGGCACAUUUCUCAGCCUGUGCCGCUUCCUGCGGGCAGAGAGGAGUCGGUAGCCAUGGUAGCUCAGGCCAGGUGGGGAGGGUGGAUAUGGGCCUGUUGGCCCAAGUUAGGGAAUCCUCACCGAUCUGGUGGGGGCGGGGAGGGGAGACAGGAUUAAGAUUCCCUGGAAAGCCUGAACAGGGUUGAGUGGGCCAGAGACCCCGUAUGGUCCAGGCUGGUGAGAGUCGGAGGCUCCUGCAGAGGUGGUUUGGAUCUGCCCACGCACAGGCUACUGGAACAGUUUAACCCAGCAAACUUUCCCUUUUAUACCACGACCAACAGUUCGACUGUCUGCAGUUCACAGCCAAACACCUGCAACUACAAAUGUUUUUUGGUCCGGAAUGCUGAAAUAGGAAAUCAUGCUCUUCCCAACCUCUUCCUCCCAUCCCACCCCCACCAGAGUGGAAUCCGCUGCAAAAUCUCCAGCCUUAUUCUUGCUUCAGGACCCAGACCGGUGUCUCUUGCUCUAGGGCAGCCCAGGGCAGAGGGGCCGGGUCUGCCCGCGUUUACCACUGUUGUCAAGCCACGGCCCUCUGGCCACUGCAUGGCCAUCCUCAGUGAGGCGGCCCGCCCAGGCCCCCCGCCAAGCUCUGAUCCCGAAGAGGCCCCCCCGCCCCACGCCCUCCCGGCCCUCCUCAGGCCCCGCCGCUGCUGCCUCGAGGCAGGGAUGGGAAGCAGGCUCUCUGGGGAGCCCAGGGGCACACAGGGCUGCAGCCCAUAUUCACUUCCUGGUGGUAGAGCUGGGGGUGGGGGGGGGGCUUGUCCCCUGCAGUAUCUGUUCUGUGAAGUUUGUUAAAUGUAAGGAAAGCUUAAAUUCUUGUAUCUUUAAAAGAGAAGAUCUUAUUUAACCCUUUUGUGUUUUAGAUUUACUUACACACAUAGCCUAGAGCUCAGUUUUAGUUUUAACAUUGUGAAAAUAUUAAAAGAAUCUUGUAACUUUAUUCUUUUUUCUCCUGCUGAAAAAAAAAUUAAACCAAUCGUAUG
Messenger RNA from Leptonychotes weddellii (Weddell seal), 2704 nucleotides. NCBI's taxonomy places the organism in Eukaryota, Metazoa, Chordata, Mammalia, Carnivora, Phocidae. The record is from RefSeq and is a predicted model, not a curated record.